UACGUCAUUUGACCGCGCCAUCUCCACAAGCAGGCACAUUUCAAUGACAACCUGCAUAUGUAACAAAUAUUAAUUACACAAUAAUAGAGCCACAUAACAAUGCAACGAGCCGUUUUUGCACACAUUGCAUUGCAUGAUUGGACGCAUGUUUUCAGUCCUUUGAGGAUAGGACAAUGUUGUUUGAAGCACAGAGCACUACCAGUACAGCUCAGUUCUCGGGCAUACAGUGUGAUACCGCCCCCGCGCGACGAAGCAGAGAAGGCUCUGCUGCACAGUAUGUUGCGGGUGGACCACGCAGGGGAAUACGGUGCCACCCGCAUCUACGCCGGCCAGAUGGCAGUGUUGGGAAGGUCACAGACAGGACCGCUUAUUCAGGAAAUGUGGGAUCAAGAGAAGAAGCAUCUUGCCAAAUUCAAUGAGAUCCUUGCAGAGAACAGAGUUCGCCCUACGUUGCUGUUGCCCCUCUGGAACGUUGCAGGUUUUUUACUUGGAGCGGGCACCGCUCUACUGGGUAAGGAAGGGGCCAUGGCCUGUACUGUGGCUGUGGAGGAGAGCAUCUCAGAGCACUACAACAGCCAGAUCAGAAACCUCAUGGAGGAGGACCCAGACAGAUACGUAGAGCUGUUAAAAUUAAUAAAGGAAUUCCGAGAUGAUGAGAUGGAACAUCAUGAUACAGGACUGGAGCACGAUGCUGAAUCUCUACCCGGAUACAAUCUUUUGAAGAGUGCAAUACAACUUGGCUGCACAGCCGCAAUAUUUGUGUCUCAGCGCCUAUAAAGUAAUAAUUAAUUCAGUUUCUCAAAGAUGGUUUUCUAAAAAAUAUAAUGAUUUAAGUGAUGUAAAUUGUAUUAGUAAAGUGAACCUGGCUACUUUCUACAAUGUAAUAGUCAGUGCACUUUUCCAAAAAAGGACUCCCAUCAAAAAUAUAUGUUUUUUGUCCAAUUGUAACCAAGAUGUUGUCAUUUACUUAAACGCUAGCACUAGCAGCCAAACCAUAUAGGUACCAGCUCAAUGCUGAAACCUCUCUGAGUUGGCAUCCUAGAAUAAGCAAGUUGUCAAAGAGAUAUUGGUGGGAAAGUUGGUGUAAUUCUACCCUCUGUCUGGUCUAGGUGAUGGGGAUAGUGUGUUAUCCUGCUAUGCUAAGGUAUUGUGGUCAUCACUGACAGAGCUGGAACCUACCUUCCUUAUCAAGUUUAUUUUGUAACAUCAUUGAUACUAAGUAAUGUACUACAUACUGUAAUUACCUAUCUGUUAGGUUUAAUUGUUUGAAUGACUAAUCACCUUCCCACUGCAACCCCCCAUGCCUUUGUUAUUCCCCGAAAGAUAAAUAUCUAACAUAUCUCUACCGAGGACAUAUCGAUAAUGGCAUUGUCACGCCAUCACCAUACCUUUCAACAAACUAUCCUCUUUCACACAUUAUGUGUCAUAAAUCACAAUGAACAAUGGCUUGUCAGUCCAGAUGAAUGGUUAAGCCUCUUACACAGCUGUUCCAGUACAUUAGAUCAGAGUGAAAGAAGGAUUGACAACUGACGGGUGCUGGCAGGGGGGUCUAGCUAAUCUAUGCCGUUCAGCGCUGCAGAGUUCAGUUUACUCCCCAGAGACCCCUGUAUUGACUAUAGGGAUUGAAGUGUCCUUAUAGUAUGUUCUGUACUGACCUAGUGCCUGAGAUCUGCCCUAGCCACUUCAGAUGCAGUGUAUAGUACACAUCAGUUAGCACAGAGAGACGUAUUGAUCUCCAUUCCACAUGCAAUGCCUACGACAGAAUGUAAAGUAGCAAAGAGAGAAUACAAGGUAGCUGUGUUGUUGUUGGUGUAACAAAAAGGGUUUAAAGGAACAGUGUGAUAUCAUGUUUUUGACGUAUAUUAUUCUUCGACAGUACCGAUCCUGCUCUGUAUGCGAGGGUGCCUCUGGCAUCCAAGCCACAGCCCACUUAUGUGCUUUCGGCCCGCUGAACUAUUUCCGCUCCUGCCGCCCCAGCCAAGGCCCAUGAACAGCCCACUGAACUGUUUCCGCUCCUGCCGCCCCAGCCAAGGCCCAUGAACAGCCCACUGAACUGUUUCCGCUCCUGCCGCCCCAGCCAAGGCCCAUGAACAGCACACUGAACUGUUUCCGCUCCUGCCGCCCCAGCCAAGGCCCAUGAACAGCCCACUGAACUGUUUCCGCUCCUGCCGCCCCAGCCAAGGCCCAUGAACAGCCCACUGAACUGUUUCCGCUCCUGCCGCCCCAGCCAAGGCCCAUGAACAGCCCACUGAACUGUUUCCGCUCCUGCCGCCCCAGCCAAGGCCCAUGAACAGCCCACUGAACUGUUUCCGCUCCUGCCGCCCCAGCCAAGGCCCAUGAACAGCCCACUGAACUGUUUCCGCUCCUGCCGCCCCAGCCAAGGCCCAUGAACAGCCCACUGAACUGUUUCCGCUCCUGCCGCCCCAGCCAAGGCCCAUGAACAGCCCACUGAACUGUUUUCUGCCCCAAUGUUGGGGGACGUGCUUUUGUCUUGACAUGAGACUACUGUAGCUGUCUGAAAAAAUCUGACAAACUUUAAUUUGGAAGUGUAAUGACCCUUUAAACUUCACUAGGCAUUGUGUGUAUGUGUGUUUCGUCACCUGUACCCCAGCUGUUUUCGGCUUCUAACGGCCCAGGAACGGCCCACUGAGGAGUAAUUUCUCACUGGGGCUAGGCCGCUGGUUCUCAGGCAGGGAGUUAUUUUCCCCAGCAUGAGUUCAGCUGAGUUUUUUUUAGAUGGGGUGGGUUUACGUAUCAGACCUGACCCUAAAGGUUAACAUGCUGUAACUCUGCUCUUUUUGUGCCCUCUGCCUUAAAAAUAGCCCCUCCUCCCCUCAUGUAAAUGCACCGAGCGGGCCGGCUGGCACACACCCCAAGAUGGACAAAACUACUCAAACGUAUUACGAGUCCUAUACCGGGAACACUUUGUUUAAACCUUACCCGUCCACCCAGCGUACUAUUAGCAGUCCGCGAUGACUUAUGACGACACAAACAGAAACGCACAUGUAUGUACAGUUGAAGUUGGAAGUUUACAUACACCUUAGACAAAAACAUUGAAACUCAGUUUUUCACAAUUCCUGACAUUUAAUCCUAGUAAAAAAUCCCUGUCUUUGGUCAGUUAGGAUCACCACUUUAUUUUAAGAAUGUGAAAUGUCAGAAUAAUAGUAGAGAGAAUGAUUUAAUUCAGCUUUUAUUUCUUUCAUCACAUUCCCAGUGGGUCAGAAGUUUACAUACACUCAAUUAGUAUUUGGUUUAAAUUGUUUAACUUGGAUCAAAUAUUUUGGGUAGCCUUCCACAAGCUUCCCACAAUAAGUUGGGUGAAUUUUGUCCCAUUCCUCCUGACAGAGCUGGUGUAACUGAGUCAGGUUUGUAGGCCUCCUUGCUCGCACACGUUUUUUCAGUUCUGCCCUCAGGGCUUUGUGAUGGCCACUCCAAUACCUUGACUUUGUUGUCCUUAAGCUAUUUUGCCACAACGUUGGAAGUAUGCUUUGGGUCAUUGUCCAUUUGGAAGACCCAUUUGCGACCAAGCUUCAACUUCCUGACUGAUGUCUUGCUUCAAUAUAUUCACAUAAUUUUCUAUCCUCAUGAUCUAUUUUGUGAAGUGUACUAGUCCCUACUGCAGCAAAGCACCCCCACAACAUGAUGCUACCACACCCGUGCUUGAUGGUUGGGAUGGGUUCUUCGGCUUGCAAGCCUCCCCCUUUUUCCUCCAAACAUAACGAUGGUUGGUCAUUAUGUCCAACAGUUCUAUUUUUGUUUCAUCAGACCAGAGGACAUUUCUCCAAAAAGAACAAUCUUUGUCCCCAUGUGCAGUUGCAAACUGUUGUCAGUUUUUAUUAUAGCGGUUUUGGAGUAGUGGCUUCUUCAUUGCUGAGUGGCUUUCCAGGUUAUGUCGAUAUAGGACUUGUUUUACUGUGGAUAUAGAUACUUUUGUACCUGUUUCCGCCAGCAUCUUCACAAGGUCCUUUGCUGUUGUUCUGGGAUUGAUUUGCACUUUUUGCACGAAAGUACUUUCACCUCUAAGACACAGAACGCGUCUCCUUCCUGAGAGGUAUGAUGGCUGCGUGGUCCCAUGGUGUUUAUACUUGCGCACUAUUGUUUGUACAGAUGAACGGGGUACCUUCGGGUGUUUGGAAAUUGCUCCCAAGGAUGAACCAGACUUGUAGAGGUCUAUAUUUUAUUUUCUGAGGUCUUGGCUGAUUUCUUUUGAUUUUCCAUGAUGUCAAGCAAAGAGGCACUGAGUUUGAAGGUAUGCCUUGAAAUACAUCCACAGGUACACCUCCAACUGACUCAAAUUAUGUCAAUUAGCCUAUCAGAAGCUUCUAUAGCCAUGACAUCAUUUUCUGGAAUUUUCCAAGCUGUUUAAAGGCACAGUCAACUUAGUGUAUGUAAACUUCUGACCCACUGGAAUUGUGAUACAGUGAUUUAUAAGUGAAAUAAUCUGUCUGUAACAAUUGUUGGAAAAAUUACUUGUGUCAUGCACAAAGUAGAUGUCCUAACCAACUUGCCUAAACUAUAGUUUGUUAACAAGAAAUUUGUGGAGUGGUUGAAAAACGAGUUUUAAUGACUCCAACCUAAGUGUAUGUAAACUUCAAACUUCAA
Messenger RNA from Oncorhynchus nerka (sockeye salmon), 4602 nucleotides. Its product is annotated as 5-demethoxyubiquinone hydroxylase, mitochondrial-like. NCBI's taxonomy places the organism in Eukaryota, Metazoa, Chordata, Actinopteri, Salmoniformes, Salmonidae. The transcript is spliced from 6 exons. Gene Ontology annotation, cellular component: mitochondrial inner membrane; nucleus. Bases 100 to 777 code for a protein of 225 amino acids. Gene Ontology annotation, molecular function: 3-demethoxyubiquinol 3-hydroxylase activity. The record is from RefSeq and is a predicted model, not a curated record. Gene Ontology annotation, biological process: ubiquinone biosynthetic process; regulation of gene expression; regulation of reactive oxygen species metabolic process.